Amphibalanus amphitrite is the source of this 3457-nucleotide messenger RNA. RefSeq lists its product as uncharacterized. The transcript has 4 exons. Bases 28 to 2958 code for a protein of 976 amino acids. Lineage: Eukaryota; Metazoa; Arthropoda; Thecostraca; Balanomorpha; Balanidae. The record is from RefSeq and is a predicted model, not a curated record.
CCGGGAGAGUCAGAGCAGCCGGCAGCCAUGUCACGAGCUGACUUGUUCGGUGCGGGGAAGGAGGAGCGGAAGAGGAGGUUGGAAAGGUGCUUUGACUGGAAAGUGAGGAUGCUAGCGGACAAGUACCGAUCGUGUGGACAUCUGAUCCCCGACACUCUGCUUUUGGCAAGCGGCAUUCGGAACAAUCACUCCACCAGGUGGCAGGCCUACUGUACCAAGACUGAGAUAAGACACACUGUCACCGGGCUGGUAGAUUAUCCAUUCAUGGCAGCCUUGCAGGAUAUCAAUGACGCCGCCGCCGCCCGGUGUCGGCACUGCCAACCAAGCCAGCCCCUCAGAAUAGCUUCCAUCAAUAGAUCGGGCAGCAGUGCCGAAGGUCUGGCGGACUUGGUAGUGGGCGUUGGUGGAACGUCAGAUUUUGAUCUGAUGUUCGAGUUCGACGCACCAUUCCACUGCGCGGCGCCCGGAAAGAGAGAGGAGCCGGCCGUUAUAAGUCCACAGUCUGCACCACAGCUGUGGGCUCGACCGACCAGAAACCAAGGCUUUGUGAAGCUGCAAUGGGUCAAGACGACUAAGUGCAGUCAUGAUAAGCCGCUGGAAGCACUGCCGGCUGACUCCAUCCGCCAGCUUAUGCUGAAAUUAUGUCGGAUUAUGAAAGGCGGCAAAAUCAGCACCGCCGGACCAGCUGUCAACGUAAAGUCGCCAGAUGAUCCUACAGACGGCGGCAUUGACUUCGUGCCCUGCAUCCUUGUGCGCGGUUGGUGGCCAGCUGAAGACCAGCUCGAAGACUGUCACCUGGAGGUGGACUUCCCACCAGCAGCAGCGAGCGCUGACAUCCGACGAUUCGGAGUUCACCUUGUGCCGACCGGCCGGCGCGGCAGCGACACCGAGUUAAUCGAGUUUCGGAUUUCAUUCUCACGGGCGGAGGUGAUCGCGAUUCGACACCUCGCUCCAGUCAUACGAGCGGCUAUUGUGUCUGUAAAAGCCAUGAAAAAUACCUUGAAAAAGAAUGAGGUAAUAACCGACGAUGUGCCUUUGAAGUCAUACUUUAUAAAAACGGCAGGACUCUGGCUAGCGCAAAUCAUGCCAGCUGCAAUGUGGAAAGGCGUCACCGACGGUGUCAACAAAAUACUUGACUGGCUGGAAGAAAAAUUGAACUCCGGAAAAAUGCCUUGCUUUUUCGAUCAUAACAUCGAAGUGGCGGCUGAACUCAGCACCGUAGAGCGACGGGCUAUCAUCGAUACCAUACAGCUGAUGAGGGAGCAUGUCACGCUCCUUCUGAUGGCAAGCUGUGAGGAUCAGUGGGACGUGGAUCUGCUGCUGGAUGGCGGAAUAGAGCCGCUCACAGAGCGUGAGGUGCGGCUCAGACUGGGACGGACGCUAGUGCGACAGGCGGUACUUGACGGUGUUCGUUUCCGCCACACAGCCCCGUGCUGGGAGAGCUGGUGGAAGAAGAACAUCCCUCCGCUGGUCCGCACAGCCCCACUUCUACUACAAUGGUGGCAUUACACCGACUCAGGAGCAUAUGUGCAGCAGUGUCUCAUGUUCAUGGCAUGGGUGGUGGUCGAACCGGCGGACCUGCUGGACGGGACGUCGAUGACAUCACAGGCCAGUGACAUGGUCACGCUGGACGCGACCCCGCUGAUACAACUCCUCACCAGAUCUGACCUGGAGUAUCUGUUGGGUGACCCGGACAAGGUGGCCACCUGGUGGCGUCAGCAGCCGCGGCGGCCGCUGGAGGAAAGGCCGGCCGGACUGAUCGCCGAGCUGGACACGCCGCGGCGCCGUGCCGAGCUGCUGCUGCGGCCCGAGCUGCUACUGCAGGCGGUGCGCGAGAACGUACCGGGUAAAAUGAACUGGUGGCGGGAUGAAGACCGGGCAACGGAGAACAUGUGGAUGAAAAACUUUCUACCAAUGUAUACCUACCAGGAGACCCGUAAGUGGAUGGAGCGGCACAUCAACGCUAACCUGCAUGAGCGGCUCCGUGUCAAACUGCCUGAGAUGAACGCCGCGUCCGUAGCCGCCACGGCCGGCCUCUGGCGCCGCCGGCUGCAACAGCUGCUGUCCGGUGACCGGCUGCAGACGGUCUACAACACUAUCACCGGCUGGUGGCCGGACCGAUGGGAGAUGACGCCGUACUACUUGGCUGUCGACGAGACCGACUCAGAGGAGUCGGAGCAGGAUGAUGACAACGGUCAGAUCGGUGGCGAGGAGCGGCACAGCGCAGACGAGGACCAGACAUCAGAGGGUCUGCCCAGCCCUCAGCGAGAGAAAUGGCAGCAGCUGGAGCGACAGCACCAGCAGCUGUGGCAGCAGCUGGAGCGGCGGGGAUACGGGGAAAGGAGGAGUCUGAACCAGCAGCAUGAUGAGGAGCGCCGGCGUCUGGAGCGGAUUCAUGACAGAAAGUGGCAGAUCAUGGAAAUACGGCACCAUGACGAGCGGAAGAGGCUCCAUCAGCGGCACGAGAGUGUUAACAGGUGCGUGGAGCUGCAGUAUCAGGGACAGGCGCAGCAAGAGAGACGUCAGAGACAGUUGGAGCUGCUGGACCGGAGAAACCGAAGGCAGUUAGCAGUACUGGAGCGACAGCACCAAAUAGAGUGGGGAGACCUGGAGCAGAAGGUCCAAACGCAGUGGAACAAACUGAAGCAGAAACACCUCAGGGAGUCACAAGAGCUGGAGGAGAGAUACCCGAACAUUUGGUCAGGUGAGGAGCUGGAUCAGCUGAUGGAGGAGUGCAGCAGGAGGCGUCGGCAGCUGCGGAAGGAGCUGGAGAAGGAGCUGGAGAAGGAGCUGGAGAAGGAGCUGGAGAAGGAGAAGGAGAAGGAGAAGAAGAAGGAGAAAGAGAAGGAGAAGAAGAAAGAGCUGUCAGCUGGAGAAGGAGCUGGAGAAGGAGAAAGAGAAGGAGAGGGAAAGCAGGAAGGUGAAGAGGAACCUGAAAGUGGAGAAGGAGGAGGAUAAGUCAGUUGAGCGUGACAAGCAAGAGCGACAACAACAACGACGACAACAACAGCAACAACAAGAACAAGAACUAGAACAACAAAAACAACAACAACAACAACGACGACGACGACGUCAACAACAACAACAUGAACCAGAACCACGGCAGCAGGAGCGGCAGCCGAGCCGGCGCUGUCAACACCUGCGGAACCUGAUAGAGGUGACGCGAAGACACCGCCAGCAGCUCAUCCAGCUCCAGGAGCGGCACAACCAGGAGCUGGGGGAGCAGAGGAGACGUCACCGGCAGGAGCGGGAGGAUCUGGAGCGGCGCCUCAGCCGCCGGCGGCACGGCCAGGAGCGGCGACACCCACAGUGACCGGCGUGAGGAUACCAGCGGAGUCACGGACAAACUCAGGGAGGCGCCACUACGGAAAACAUGUCGAGAGCGAGAUAUUUGUAGCAUCAGAAAUGGCGGAAAUAUGUCGCUAGUGUAGAUGCUGAGAUUGAUAAAACGAGACCA